Messenger RNA from Malania oleifera, 3657 nucleotides. Its product is annotated as formin-like protein 3. The record is from RefSeq and is a predicted model, not a curated record. The transcript has 7 exons. Gene Ontology annotation, biological process: actin nucleation; actin cytoskeleton organization. Lineage: Eukaryota; Viridiplantae; Streptophyta; Magnoliopsida; Santalales; Ximeniaceae. The coding region runs from base 499 to 3195 and encodes 898 amino acids. Gene Ontology annotation, molecular function: actin filament binding.
GAGCAUCCCCCGUUGUUGUCCGCACGUCUUCUUUCCCCGACAAUCUCAUUUCCGCCCCCGAAAAACAGGAAAACAUUCGAAAGAGCGAAAAAGAAAAUCCGAGAAAGAAAAGGCCAAAAUCCUUUUUGAAUUCCUGGAUAAUUCUGUUAAACACCCACUUCAAAUUUAAUUCCGUUCAUGCUUCCGCAUUGGGUCACAGCUCUGCAGGAUAUGUUCAUCCAGUCGUCCGGAAAAUGCUCGUUGGAAUGCCUGUGUUGAAGCCAUCCACAUUAUUAUAUCAGCAUUUGCAUGAACAUUUGAAUGCGAUUUUCAUUCUUUUAUAUCGCAUUCAAAUUUGGGUUGUCGAUUUGAUUUGAUUUUUUUUGUUGUUCUUGGAAGAUAAGCGUCUUCUCUGUUUUGUGGGUUGGAGGCUGAUUAUAUUUGCUUUUGUGAGCAUAGUUUCUAAGGAUUCAGCUGUUGAUGAAAUGAGAAGGGUAAUACGUGAAUGUCAAGAAAACAAUGUGGGAAUCAAUGGACGCGAGAAGGGUGGGUUGUGGGAUGAUUUUUGUAAUAUUUCUUUGCGCAUUAGCGGUGGGGAGCGCAGAAGGCACAAGGAGAACAGAGCAGAUGUUUUUUGGGAAUGGGCGUGGAUUGGCCACUCCGGAGAUAGAUGAGAACACGGCCGAGCAGAUGUGGAUUCAUUGCAGGCAGGAAUUGAUGGAGAGGGUAGAAAUUUUUGAAGGAGAGUCAGUCCCAUAUUUUCCAUGGGGGUCGAAUGACAGUCCACACUCAAUAUCAUUAGCAAAAAAAAGAAUUCACAAUGCUAUUCGUGUUCUGCCUCCACAAAUGCAGCGCAGUCUUUUGGAUUGCUUGAGAAAGAAAACAGUUCCACAUCGUGUUUUGGUUGGAGGGGCUGUCUCUGGGAGUUGGUUGAUGAAGCAUCUUGAGUUGCUUUUCGGUUGGCCUUAUGUUCCGAGAAGAUGUUUGGCAGGUCGGCCAGUUCAAGGGAUAGAUGCCAGCCCUGCUCCUGCCCCGGCAUUGUCUCCAGCUUUUCCUCCAAGCCUUGCAGUAAAAUCACUUUCUCGUGCUCCCGCAUCAUCUAUUCGGGCACCCGCUAACUCUCCAUCUUUGAACCCACAAACCCCAACUGAAGCCCCAGAACCAUUCUUUCCCCCAACACAAAUCGCUCACUCACCUCCGCCACCUCUAGCUGGUAAAAAGUCUCCACCAAUUCUCCUGCCCAAGAAGCAUGACACUGAUCAAAAGGAAACGGUUGUUCUUGUUGCCGCUGCUGUUGGAGGAGCACUUGUCCUCGUUGCACUAUGCUGCUUUUGCUGUGUUAAAGGUGGUAGUUCUAAGCAAAAUAAAGAUGAGAGGCCUCUUCUUACCUUGAGCAUGAGUGAUUUUUCUACAGGUUCUUCACAGAAGUCUAUUAGUUUAGGAAGUUCAAAUAACAAGGAGUUAAGAACUAACUCUAACCAAAUGGGACAGACUCCAUCUUUUGUUACCAAUUUGUCUGUGGUGGCUGAUGUUCCUGAAUCCUCACCAGCUGAAGCUGCAUCAACUGCAGCUACUGCAGAUGUGCCAAGAAGUACGCCCAUGCCGCCUCCUCCCUUAAAACCUCCCCCUGGAAGAACAGCUCCUCCAUCCCCUGCUCCGCCUCCUCCUCCACCUGGUCCUCGGCCCCCACCACCCCCAAAAGGGGCUCAUCCUCCACCUCUUCCGCCAAAGGCAAAAUUGAGUCAACCUUCACGUCAAGGACCACAUAAUCGAGCUCAUUCUGCUCCUGGUGAGGAAGAUGAUCGAGGGGACGAAUCUGGAGCUCCAAAACCCAAGUUGAAGCCGUUCUUCUGGGAUAAAGUUCUUGCCAAACCUGAUCAGUCAAUGGUCUGGCAUGAGAUUAGUGCUGGGUCAUUCCAGUUCAAUGAAGAGAUGAUUGAAAGUCUAUUUGGCUACCCUGCUGCAGAUAAAAAUAAGAUUGAGCGCAAGGAUUUGCAAUCCUUUGAACCUUCGACGUACAUUCAGAUAAUUGAUUCCAAGAAAGCACAAAAUUUAUCAAUUCUUUUACGAGCACUUAAUGUGACAAUCGAAGAAGUCCGUGAUGCCCUCCUGGAAGGUAAUGAGCUUCCAACAGAGCUCCUCCAAACUUUGUUGAAGAUGGCACCCACAGCAGAAGAAGAACUGAAGCUGAGGUUAUUCAGUGGUGAACUUUCCCAACUUGGCCCUGCAGAGCGGUUCCUCAAAGCAUUGGUUGAUAUCCCAUUUUCUUUUAAACGGAUGGAAUCAUUGCUUUUCAUGAGUUCUCUUCAGGAGGAUGUCUCUAGCACUAAAGAGUCCUGUGAAACCCUAGAGGUAGCUUGCAAGGAACUCAGAAACAGCAGGCUAUUCCUGAAACUCUUAGAAGCAGUUCUCAAAACUGGUAACCGCAUGAAUAUUGGUACAUUCCGUGGUGGCGCUCAAGCAUUCAAGCUCGACACACUCUUGAAGCUCUCUGAUGUUAAAGGAGCCGAUGGCAAGAUCACCCUCUUGCACUUUGUUGUACAGGAAAUAAUUCGUUCCGAAGGAAAACGAGCUGCUCGUACCUUAAGAGAAAGCCACAGCUUCUCCAGCAUGACAUCAGAGGAUUUUGCUGAUGAUUGUACUCAUGAAUCAGAAGACUACUAUCGUGGACUUGGGCUUCAGGUUGUCUCAGGCUUAAGCAAUGAGCUAGAGAAUGUAAGGAAGGCGUCAGUCAUAGAUGCUGAUGGCCUGACGGCUACAGUGUCAAAACUUGGCAGUUCACUGAUGAAAACUAGAGAUUUUCUGAACUCCGAGAUGGAAGGUAUAGAGGAAAACAGUGAGUUUCAUCAUAAACUUGCCAGAUUUGUAUCAUAUGCAGAAGAGGAGAUCACAUCACUGCUGGAUGAAGAAAAGAGAAUAAUGGCUCUGGUGAAAAGCACAGCAGAUUACUUCCAUGGGAAUGCCGGAAAGGAUGAAGGCUUGCGUUUGUUCAUGAUCGUUCGUGACUUCUUGAUAAUGUUAGAAAAAGCCUGUAAAGAGGUUAGAAACUCAUCGAUCAAGCCAAUGAGGACUUCCACGAAAGAGGCUGCAGCAGCGCCUCCUUCUUCAGAACCUCAUCAGACACCUCUUGCAGAUAUUCGCCAACGACUAUUUCCUGCAAUUGCAGAAAGGCGAACAGAUAAUUCCAGUUCAGAUGAUGAGAGCCUGUCUCCUUAGCUUACAGUUCAAAUUGUUAUUGAGGCGGUUUGACAUUUUGGAAGCGACAUGACUGGAUGACACAUUGCGGUACUAUUUCCUUGUUCCAAUUCUACCAAGCAACAGCAAAUGAAUCCUGAUUUUUGUUUUUCCUUCUUGUAAAUUUCAUUUGUAAUUGAUGAAAAUGGAAAUUAAAAAGAAAAGGAUAGGGAGAUAGGUUGAGUUGAGAGUGGGAUUGCCAGCUUCCAAAUUUCUCUCGGUAGUGGAAAUUUUUUCCAGUGAAAUUAAACCAAAAACAGAGAAUUAGUCAUCCGCCCACGAACACCACCCCCCCUCCCAAACCAGAACAUCUUUAGGAUCCAAAUAUCUUUGAUCAAAACUUCAUAGUGUACUCAUAUCUCUUUUCAUUUUUUGCUUUUAAGCUUUCUUAAAUGUUGCAACCUUAACUGUGGAAGCCAAUGCAUUUAUUAUUUUUUCCCCUGA